Ailuropoda melanoleuca (giant panda) is the source of this 3515-nucleotide messenger RNA. RefSeq names its product carbonic anhydrase 9 (gene CA9). NCBI's taxonomy places the organism in Eukaryota, Metazoa, Chordata, Mammalia, Carnivora, Ursidae. Gene Ontology annotation, molecular function: carbonate dehydratase activity; zinc ion binding. The transcript has 11 exons. Gene Ontology annotation, cellular component: plasma membrane. The record is from RefSeq and is a predicted model, not a curated record. The coding region runs from base 1987 to 3342 and encodes 451 amino acids.
GGUGAUCUGCAGAAAGAAAAAUGCUCAAUAAUGGUUGGUGAAUAAAAGACCUAAUCAAAUACUGGACCCUGCCCUUAUGGAACUCAAGGCUAUUAGAGCAGAUAAAAUGUCAUAAAUCACCAUAAUAUAAGUUGGAUGGUGGGCAAGGUCAUUAGCAAGGGCAGGCAAAGAACUGUGAUGGUUCAGAGGCACCAGAAAUAUCUUCCUGUGGUAGAGAAUGGAGGAGGUGGCCUUCGAGCUGAGUCUUGAACCGUAGAAGGGAUUGAGACAGGAGAGAGAGUAAAACUAUUUAACAGGGUAGUGAGUGCACAAGUACUGAUUCAUGACAGUGGAAGCUGGCUGGGGCAUUCAAGUGGGGUCCUUGGGCCUCUGCUUUGCCAGACAUUACCUCUUUAGAGAAGAGAUCAGUAGAGUCCCCAGGGAGGAGCGAGGUAGCAGGAGCGCCCUGAAGCUAGGGACUAGUUCUCAACAGGAUUAGAGAUAUUUCAAUAUAUUUCUCUAAUCCAUACAACCAUAAUGGUACAUAUCUACUGAAUGUUAGCUGCAGAUAGGAACUUCCUGAGAUGGCCUUACUCUCUUUUGGUUUGUUGGAGCCGUAGGGACCUUACUAGAAUGUGAGCUACAGAACAGUAGAGGCAGUUCUGUAGUUCAAUGCUGAAUCCCUAGGGCUUAGAAUGGUACCUGGAGGAUUGGAGGAGGCUGAAUAAAUAUGUCUCAAAUGAAUAGGCAUACUGGGAACCCCAAGUCCAUUCUUGGGUCCUUCCACUCUUCAUCUCCUUGCACCUGCUCUCCCCCUCAAAUCCAUGCUCCACACCAGCCCUCAACACAACCUAAUAAGAGAAUUGUCAUAUUCUGCCAGAUUCUGUCAAUCUCCUGCACAAGAUAUUUGGUGCCUUUCCUUUCCACAAAAUACUAUCCUCCCCAUUGUUUUUAGCAAUUGAAUUGCUACUUCUUCAAAGUCCUGAUCAGAUUUUUUCUACUUUUGUAUUACUUUCUGAGGCAGAAUUAAUUCUCUCCACUGAAUAUUGUGAUAGUGUUUGCCCUCACUCACUAGACAAUGAGCAGCUCCUCAGGACAGGGACUGUGUCUUACUCAUUUCUGUACCUUUAGUCCAUAGCCCAGUGCUGGACAUAGUAGAUGCUAACUAAAUAUUUGUUAAAUAUAAGAGUGAAUGGUAUUCCCAGCAGUGAGAACUAGAUGAACAAAGGUGGUCAAAGGUCUGGGGGAAAAAUGAAUAGUUUAAUUUGGCUGGAGUAUGAGGGAGAAUAGUAGGAGAUAAAAUGAAUGGAAAGGUUUCUUGGGUAAGAUUUUGAAGGGCGUAGAAGUCAACUAGAGGAAGAAGAUUGGCAGAUGGAAUCCAAUGAAGGUUUUUGAGCAGAGGUGUAAUAUGAUGAAAAAUAAAUUCAGCUUAAGCCAUCACAGUCCCCCUCCUAUAUAUACUCAGUUUUCCAUUUAUACUGAGAUUCGCCUCCCACCCACCUAUCUGUCUACCCACUCCCAGGCUUCCCCAGCAGCUUGUCCUACCCCUUUAUCUGCUCCCUGGCUAGGCCAGGGAUAUAUACAUGGGCUGCUUCGCCCCUCAGCCAGAGGCUGUGGGGGCCCCAACUCCCUGUCUUUCCCCUUCUCUGCCUGGGGCUGGGAAGCAGGCCAGUGUUAGCUGAGGCUGGCUGGUGAGCAGCUGGGCGGUGCCAGGGAGAGCCUGUCUAGUGCCAGGUGGUGCCUUGGGUUCCAGGCUGAGCCUAUGACCCCGAUAACCUUCUGCCUGUGCACAUACCUGCCCCUCACACCACCCCCAUCCAGGCUUUGGUAUCGGGGAAGGGGCACAGGGCCAGGCAGACCCACGGGACUUUGGCUCCAUCUCUACAAAAGGGCCCUCUGUGAGUCAGCCUGCUCCCCUCCAGGCUUGCUCCUCCCCCACCCAGCUCCUGUUUCCGAUGCACGUACAGCCCGUACACACCGUGUCUGGGACACCCCACAGCCAGCCGCAUGGCUCCCCUGUGCCCCAGUCCCUGGCUCCCUCUGUCGAUCCCAGCCCCUUCUCCGGGCCCUGCCCUGCAACUGCUGCUAGUACUGCUGUUCCUGGUGCCUGCCGGUCCCCAGAGCCUGUCCCGGAUGCAGGGGACGCCCGGGUUGGGAGGAGAUUCAUCUGGGGAAGAUGAUCAACUGGACGAGGAAAACCUACCCAGUGAAGAGGAUCCACCCGGACAGGAGGACCCACCUGGAGAGGAGGACCCACCUGGAAUGAAGACCGAACCAGGAAAAGAGGACUCUCUGAAGCUGGAGGAUCUACCUACUGUUGAGGCACCCAGGGACACCCAAGGCUCCCAGAAUAAUGCCCACAGGCACAACAAAGGGGAUGACCACGGUCACUGGCGCUAUGGAGGCGACCUGCCCUGGCCCCAGGUGUCCCCAGCCUGCGCAGGCCGCUUCCAAUCGCCGGUAGAUAUCCGCCCAGAGCUCGCCGCAUUUUGCCCCGCCCUGCAACCGCUGGAACUCCUGGGCUUUGAGCUCCCGCCACUCCCAGAACUGCGCCUGCGCAACAAUGGCCAUACACUGCAGCUGACUCUGCCUCCGGGGCUGGAGAUGGCCCUGGGCCCCGGGCGGGAGUACCGCGCCCUGCAGUUGCAUCUGCACUGGGGGGCGGCGGGUCGCCUGGGCUCAGAGCACACGGUUGACGGCCACCGUUUCCCAGCCGAGAUCCAUGUGGUUCACCUCAGCACUGCAUUUGCCAAAGUUGACGAGGCCUUGGGGCGCCCAGGGGGGCUGGCCGUGUUGGCCGCCUUUCUGCAGGAGGGCCCGGAAGAAAACAGUGCCUAUGAGCAGUUGCUGUCGCAUUUGGAAGAAAUCACUGAGGAAGACUCAGAGACUUGGGUCCCAGGACUGGAUGUAUCUGCACUGCUGCCCUCUGACCUCAGCCGCUACUUCCGCUAUGAGGGGUCUCUAACCACACCCCCCUGUGCCCAGGGGGUCAUCUGGACUGUGUUCAACCAGACCGUGAGGCUGAGUGCUAAGCAGCUCCACACCCUCUCUGGCUCCCUGUGGGGACCUGAUGACUCACGGCUACAGCUGAACUUCCGAGCGACACAGCCUUUGAAUGGGCGAAUGAUCGAGGCCUCCUUCCCCGCUGAAGUGGAGAGCAGUCCCAGGACUGUUGAGCCAGUCCACCUGCAUUCCUGCCUUGCUGCUGGUGACAUCCUGGCACUGGUUUUCGGCCUCCUCUUUGCUGUCACCAGCAUCGCCUUCCUUGUGCAAAUGAGAAGGCAGCAAAGGCUCCGAAGUGGAAGUGGGACCAAAGGGAAUGUUAGCUACCACCCAGCAGAGGUCACAGAGACUGUUGCCUAGAGGCCUUGGAACUUGGAGAAUGUGCAGAGAAGCCAGCCAGAAGAAUCUGAGGGGGAGCUGGAGACUGUCCUGUCCUACCCUUUAUACCACUUCCUUUUUAAGGUCCAAAUAUUUUUUUAAAUAAAUGUUUCUGAUAAAACAUAUGGAAGACAGCUUUGUUCCCCAAAUCAGGA